UCGCAUUUUCCCGCUCUGUGUGUUAUCUAGGACUCCUCCACUAAUACGAUUCCAUCUCUGUCGCUUUGUCUCUCUAUCAUCGGCUCCGAGCUCUCCUCUCUCUGUAACUGAGCAAAAGAUCGACACNACUUUUUCCCUUCCGAGUUAAGCUUGAAGUGGAACAAUGUCUAGUCGUUGGAACCAAUCGGAGAAGAGGUGCGACAAAUCUUCCGAAACUGUUCCAAUUGCUGAGUACAAUAUUCUGAAAGACAAGUAUGAGCGUGUGGUGAUAGAGAACGAGAGUCUAAUCCAAACGCUUGAGCUUCUAGAGAAAACGCAUGGUUUGACUGUUGAUGAUAUUGUGGAAAAGCAAGGACGAGCAUUGGAGAGGAAUGAAGAGAUUGCAAAGUUGGCCAACAAGUAUGGUGAAAUACAGAAGAAGCUAGAGACUGUAGAAAAGGAUCUCGAAUUCAUAAUGUCUGUUGAUGAUGAUAUCACUGAGAUGAAGGGUGGUGGUGAGGCUUCAGGUAGUGCAAGACCUGCAAAGAAACCUAAGGUGGAGACAAAUGAAGAUGUGAUAAUGCUGCUUAGUGACGAUGAGGGAGGAAAUCAAAGAGAGAGCAAUGGAAGGCAGAGUAACUCAUCACAUCAGGACCCCUUCAUAUAUGUGUGAUCAAGAUCUUGAAUCAAUUUUGGAGUUGGAGAAGGACAGUGUCAAUUCGGAAGUGUUGAAACUGGAAACUUCUCUUAUUGCUUUUAUUUCUACAUAUAUGAUGACUAUAAAUAUCCCCUGCAUGUUCUUGUUAUUGGCUCGGAGUUUGGAGAUUAAAGACAUUAAUUUUCUUUG
Molecule: messenger RNA, 826 nt
Organism: Camelina sativa (false flax)
Lineage: Eukaryota; Viridiplantae; Streptophyta; Magnoliopsida; Brassicales; Brassicaceae
Source: RefSeq, a predicted model, not a curated record